AUGGCUUCUCGGCCUGGAAUUCUCACGGACUGGCCAUGGCAACCUCUUGGAAGCUUUAAGCAUGUAAUAUUGGCUCCUUGGGUCAUCCACAACAUCUACUCCUACAUGGUUAAAGAUGAAAAGGAUCUAUCAAGCUUUCUCAUAUUCCCACUUCUGCUGUCGAGAUUUCUUCACAACCAGUUAUGGAUCAGUCUGUCUCGUUACCAAACAGCUAAAGGAAAUAGAAGGAUUGUUGACAAAGGCAUUGAAUUUGACCAAGUUGAUAGAGAAAGUAACUGGGAUGACCAAAUAUUGUUCAAUGGAAUUCUGUUCUACGUUGGUACCUGGGCAGUCCCAGGAGGUACCCAUCUACCCAUGUGGAGGACAGAUGGUGUAAUUUUAACAGCUCUUCUUCAUAUUGGUCCUGUAGAGUUCCUGUAUUAUUGGCUUCACCGACUUCUGCAUCACCACUAUCUCUACUCUCGUUAUCAUUCCCAUCACCAUUCUUCUAUCGUUACAGAGCCCAUUACUUCUGUGAUUCAUCCAUUCGCGGAGCACAUAUCAUACUUCACGCUGUUUGCAAUACCAUUAGCGACAACUAUCUUGACCGGGACGGCUUCUGUGCUAUCCUUUGCUGGUUACUACCUCAUGUACACCCCAUCGUUCCAUUCUCUUCACCACACUCAGUUCAGAACCAAUUACUCACUAUUCAUGCCUAUCUAUGAUUACAUCUAUGGAACCAUGGACAAGUCUACCGAUAUCGUCUAUGAAAAUUCACUCAAGAGGCCCGAGGAAUCCCCGGAUGUCGUGCAUCUAACCCAUCUUACCACACCAGAUUCCAUCUACCAUUUACGGCUAGGACUUGCCUACUUGGCUUCCACCCCUCAAAAGUCGAAGUGGUAUCUCUGGUUGAUGUGGCCUGUGACCUUGUGGACCAUGAUAUUAACUAGUAUUUAUGGACGUACGUUUGUAGUAGAGAGGAAUCGAUUUGACAAGCUCACGUUACAAACAUGGGCCAUAUCAAGAUACAAAAUCCAAUACAACUUGCAAUGGCAAAAGGCAUCAAUAAAUACCUUGAUUGAAGAAGCUCUACUUGAAGCCGAGGAAAAAGGUGUUAAAGUGUUGAGUCUCGGUCUCCUGAAUCAGGGAGAGGAGCUCAAUAGGUAUGGUGAACUUUACGUGCAAAGGCAUCCCAAGCUUAAAACAAAGGUGGUGGAUGGAAGCAGUCUAGCAACUGCUAUUGUGCUCAAUAGCAUUCCCAAAGGAACAACUCAAGUACUCCUUAGAGGCAAUCUCUCUAAGGUUGCUUUUGCUGUUGUUUUUCAUCUCUGCCAGAGGGGAAUCCAGGUAGCUGUUCCCUGUAAGAAUCAUUAUGAGAAGCUUAGAAAAUCCUUUGGCGUCAGAUCUGACCUGAAUAAUUUGAUUCUUUCAAAGAGUUAUUCAACAAAGACGUGGUUAGUUGGAGAUGGACUGAACGAAGGAGAGCAAAAGAAGGCAACAAAAGGAACCUUAUUUAUUCCCUUCUCCCAAUUUCCCCCAAAGAAAUGGCGCAAAGACUGCUUUUAUCACAGCACACCAGCAAUGACAGCCCCUGCAUCUCUCGAAAAUGUAGACUCUUGUGAGAAUUGGCUGCCAAGAAGAGUGAUGAGUGCAUGGCGUGUGGCUGGAAUAGUGCAUGCCUUAGAAGGAUGGAAUGAGCAUGAGUGCGGUUACACCAUGGCAGACAAUGACAAAGUUUGGCAAGCAAGCAUCCAACACGGCUUCAAACCUCUGGUCAUCACAACUCAGUCAAAAUUCUAA
Messenger RNA from Dovyalis caffra, 1779 nucleotides. The record is from the annotation of a GenBank genome assembly. Lineage: Eukaryota; Viridiplantae; Streptophyta; Magnoliopsida; Malpighiales; Salicaceae.